This is a messenger RNA of Prunus persica (peach), 2499 nucleotides long. RefSeq lists its product as uncharacterized. The transcript is spliced from 3 exons. Bases 1 to 2499 code for a protein of 832 amino acids. Lineage: Eukaryota; Viridiplantae; Streptophyta; Magnoliopsida; Rosales; Rosaceae. The record is from RefSeq and is a predicted model, not a curated record.
AUGUCCGAAUCUGACCAGGAGCAAAGUUCACCUGAGCCACUUUCACCAAGAACCGCUGCUGUACGUGCUGGUUUGAGGAGGAAUUAUAGUUCUUCAAGCGUUGAAUCUAAAAGUUACGAAUCUGAAGGUUCAAGCAACAUGGCAGAGAUUCCGAACACCAACGAUAAUGUUGAAAGAGGUGGUGCGCUUGUUGUCCAACCAAGAAAACCCCUGCAUGAGUUUUCCAUUCCCAAAGUCACCGAUCAACCUUCGUGCAUCGUCUAUCCUCAACUCACAAUUGACAGGUUUGAGCUUAAAAGUGGUAUGAUUCAUCUUCUUCCAACUUAUUAUGGUAAUACCACUGAGGAUCCUUACAUGCAUAUUCAGCAAUUCUUUGAAAUAUGUGUUACGAUCAAAAUUCAAGGCCUUGAUGAUGAGCAAAUUAAGAUGAGGCUAUUCCCAUUCAGUUUAAAAGAUAAAGCUAAGUCUUGGUUAUACUCUUUGCCUAAUGCUUCAAUUCAUACUUGGGAAGAGCUUUCUAAUAAGUUUUUGCAGAAAUUCUUUCCGGCCCAAAAGACUAACAAGAUUAGAAAGGAAAUUCUUGGUUUCACACAAAAGGAAGGAGAAGCUUUUCAUGAAUGUUGGGAGAGGUACAAGGAGAUGAUAAGUUCUUGCCCACACCACAACAUAGAAAGUUGGAUGCAAAUGCAAUCUUUCUAUGAAGGUUUGCUUGAUUCCGAAAGGAUGAUGGUAGAUGCAACAAGUGGAGAAGGACUGAUGAACAAAACAGCAGAUGAGGCUUUUACUCUCUUUGAAUCCUUGAGUGCUAACUCUCAACAAUGGAGCCACAAUAAAGGAAGAGGAGCUCCUAUGAAAGCUGUGGUCUCUGAGGUAAGUACUAAUAAUGAGAUUGCUGCAAAACUUGAUGUUAUGUGUUCUUUGCUCCAACAGGUAGUGACUGGCCCUCUAGGAAACAAAGUGGGAGUUCAAGACCAAUCUUUUGCGGAGCACAUGCUAGAACAAGCAAAUGCCCUUCAAGCAAGGAAUCCUCAAAAUGAUCCUUAUUCAAACACGUACAAUCCGGGAUGGAGAAAUCAUCCUAAUUUCAGGUGGAACAACAAUCCAAAUGUGCAACAAUCUCAAGGACCUCCCCUAGGAUUCCAAACACAACAAAGGCAAUUCCAGCAAGCUCCCCAACAAGUGCAAGAGCAAAGGGGUGAUCAAAUGGGAGAAUUGCAAGACAUGUUCAAGAAGUUCAUAGGGCAACAGAUGCAAACCAAUCAGAAUCUUCAAAAUGCAGUGAACAAACUAGAAGUGCAAGUUGGGCAGAUUGCAUCCUCCAUAAGCAAUAGAGCAUCCGGAACUUUGCCAAGCCAAACGGAGGUGAAUCCAAGGCAUCAAGAGCAUGCUAAAGCAGUACACAUCUUGAGAAGUGGUAAACAAGUUGAUAAUAAGGUUGGAGAUGCCAAUGAAGAGCAAGAAGAUGGAGAACACGUGGAGAUCAUUCACCUCCACAUGCCUAUUGCACCCUUUCCUAGCAGGUUAUCAAAGUCAAAGAAAGAUCAAGGCUUGGAUGAGAUAAUGGAAACAUUCAAGAAGGUGCAAAUCAACAUCCCAUUGCUCAAUGCCAUUACUCAGAUUCCAAAGUAUGCAAAAUUUUUGAAGGAUCUAUGCACUAACAAGAGGAGAUUCAAAGAGCAUGAACAAGUUGCAUUGAGUGAAGAGUUUCAAAAAGCUUUGCUUGAUCUUGGUGCUUCUAUAAAUCUUAUGCCAUGUCAUGUUUAUGAGAAACUUAACCUUGGUGAGUUGCAAGCCAAAUCUGUGAGCAUUCAAUUGGCAGAUAGAACUCUUAGGUACCCUAAAGGCAUUCUAGAAGAUGUUUUGGUGAAAGUGGAAGAGCUAAUUUUGCCAGCAGAUUUCUUGGUGUUGGAAAUGGAAGAAGCACCAAUUCAUGACAAUCAGUUACCACUCAUUCUAGGUCGGCCAUUCAUGGCAACUGCCGGUGCUAUUAUUGAUGUGAAGAAGGGUACAUUGACCAUGAAUGUGUUUGAUGAGACAAUAACAUUCAAAGUGUUUGAAGCCUCCAAGUUUCCAAGUGAUGAGCAUGAAGUUUUCCAUCUUGAUGCAAUUGAUACUAUGGUGAAAGAAGCACUGCCAAUGAGUUAUUUGGAGCCCAUUGAAGCAUGCAUCACACAAAGCAUAAGGAAAGAAGAAGUGGACAGCUUAGAGGCUGUGAUCUCUCCUUUACUUCUUGAGCUUGUUUGCAGCAUGGAUAGCUACAUAGAAAUUGGAAAGAGGUAUGCAAACCAAUUUGAAUCAUUACCCCCACCUACUAAUAAGGUUUUACCUUCUAUUGUGCAGGCACUAGAGUUGGAAUUAAAGCAAUUGCCAAAAUACCUUAAAUAUGCUUAUUUAGGUGAAAAUGAGACUCUACCUAUUAUCAUUGCCUCACAUCUCAGACCAAAUGAUGAAAAGAAGCUUUUGAGAGUUCUAAAAGAGCACAAAACUGCAAUUGGGUGA